This is a messenger RNA of Ylistrum balloti, 975 nucleotides long. RefSeq names its product M-phase inducer phosphatase-like. Gene Ontology annotation, cellular component: cytoplasm; nucleus. The transcript has 8 exons. The coding region runs from base 1 to 975 and encodes 324 amino acids. Gene Ontology annotation, molecular function: protein tyrosine phosphatase activity. The record is from RefSeq and is a predicted model, not a curated record. Lineage: Eukaryota; Metazoa; Mollusca; Bivalvia; Pectinida; Pectinidae. Gene Ontology annotation, biological process: protein dephosphorylation; G2/M transition of mitotic cell cycle; positive regulation of G2/MI transition of meiotic cell cycle.
AUGACCUUUGAUCAGGAUAUGACCUCUGACCCGGAUGUGACUUUUAUCCAGGAGAUGAUGACCCCUGAGAAGAAGAGGAACACUACCUGUUUCCAUGACGAUGACUCUGGCCUUGGUUUUGAUGACGAGGACUACAUGGCAGUGUUCGGAGAGGAGUUUUCUCCGCGAAAAGAGAAACAGGAAAUUACUGACAGCAACAACGAGUUCCAGUUCCAUCGCCCGUCAAAAGGUUUCAAUGUCCGUCGGGAUAUGUUUUCCAUGAAACGCCUAAUUCAAGACGAUGGUGACGACGACCCUGCACCAAACUGCCGAAUUCUGACGCAGAAGUCCGUUUCGUUUGCAAUUGGGGAUCGUGACAAUACGUGUUUCAGUGCUGAUAUCAAGAUGGCGGUAGAUUUGAUGGCAGAAACAGAGGACUUGGUUGCGGACGGAAGUCGUCAGUAUUGUUUACCUACUGUGAAAGGAAAACAUCAGGAUUUGAAGAGUAUUUCACCACAAACAAUGCGUGAUGUUUUACGUGGUGAUUAUGAUGAGGUCAUCGCCAGCUGCAGAAUCAUCGACUGUCGGUAUCCAUACGAAUUUGAAGGAGGUCACAUCCAGGGAGCAGAGAACCUCCACACACAUGAAACCAUUAAGGAACUUCUUCAGACCGGAAGUCGUGACAAUCACAGACACAUUUUGAUAUUCCACUGUGAAUUUUCGUCGGAACGGGGACCAAAAAUGUAUAGGUUUCUUCGAGCUCAGGAUCGUGCGAUGAACAAGGAGAGUUAUCCUUCCCUUAAUUACCCGGAAGUGUAUCUACUUGACGGAGGCUACAAAGCGUUUUACGAACACGACAAGGUCUAUUGCAGGCCAUCGUCUUAUGUGCCGAUGCUUCACAAGAGUCAUGGUGACGAUCUGCGUCACUUCCGUUCUCGGUCAAAAUCUUGGGCUGCUGGUGAGAAGAGGAAAAACGCCACAAGGUUGCAAUUUUGA